CUCUCGGGCAACCAGUCGAGCACAACCAACCUCCACUUCCACCACGACCGACCCAGGUCUCCGCAACUGCGCGUCCCGUAUGCCUUCGCCCUCUACGGGGUAGACCUCCUCUGUUGCCCUCUCCCCGGGAAGGAAUAUAAAAAGUGGCAGGCUCGGAGUAAGCAUGUUGGAAAACGGCAGGAAGGUGUUCAAGGAAGGCGUGCUGGAGAAGAGGAGCGACGGCCUGCUGCAGCUGUGGAAGAAGAAGCUGUGCGUCCUGACCGAGGACGGCGUGUUGCUGCUGCCUCCCAAGCAACACGAUCAUCACCCGCAGCAGCAGCAGCAACCACCGCAAAACCACCACCACCAUCACCACCACCGCGGGGAAGACGCGGGCAAAGUCAAGGAGCUCCACUUCGCCAACAUGAAGACCGUGGACUGCGUGGAGCGCAAGGGCAAGUACGUCUACUUCACCGUGGUCAUGUCCGAAGGGAAGGAGAUCGACUUCAGGUGCCCGCAGGACGAGGGUUGGAACGCGGAGAUCACCUUACAGAUGGUCCAGUACAAGAACCGACAGGCCAUCCUGGCGGUCAAGUCUACCCGGCAGAAGCAGCAGCUACUCGUCGUGCAUGUUCCCGGUCAGAGCCACAAGACGCUGCGGAGCUCGCCCAACGUGGCGUGACCUGCCCGGCGAGUCCGGCGGACAUUCGAGCGCCGUUUGCGGUUAAUUGGACAUUGGACGUUGUAUAUCGACUCCCACCCCUGCGGCAUCAGCCCCUAAUUCUCCAGGACAAGCUCCGCUACUCGAUCCAUAUUUCCACGGAACCCUUUUGACCCCCACUGACACACGGACUUCCUCCACUAAAGACUCAUGGACUAACGAAGAAGCAUGUGAGAAAACAAAGUGCGUUGGACCGUGCAGUUAUUUAUUAGACGUGUAUAUAUCUUUUUUUUCUAUGACUGUGUUCAACGGCAAGUCCAUUUAUUGGAAGGAAGCCUUUAUUUGUACUGUUGUUGUCUUAUUAACAGGUUGGUCGGAAUCAUCAAACCAAAGA
Hippocampus comes (tiger tail seahorse) is the source of this 1034-nucleotide messenger RNA. RefSeq names its product pleckstrin homology-like domain, family A, member 1 (gene phlda1). The transcript has 2 exons. Gene Ontology annotation, molecular function: phosphatidylinositol phosphate binding. The record is from RefSeq and is a predicted model, not a curated record. Bases 164 to 661 code for a protein of 165 amino acids. Lineage: Eukaryota; Metazoa; Chordata; Actinopteri; Syngnathiformes; Syngnathidae. Gene Ontology annotation, biological process: positive regulation of apoptotic process.